GGGCGUAGGCGCGCGCACCGGCCCGAAUCUCGCGGCUACGGAUACACCGGACUGGCCGAACGUGGAUCACCGGAAACCGCACGCACGAGGCAUGGACGGCUACGCGACGACGAUGAGAUGCAUGCUCCUGUUCUUCCUAUGUCUGAGCAGUCGCGCCUAUGCGCUGCCGCGCGUGAUACCACGAAGUAACAUAAGAAACAUUCCUGCUUCCAAUGCUCAGGUGCACUACAAUAUCACGAAUGCCGAAGUUGACGAUCAUCCGGCGAUAGACGAGGUGUCUUACGUUGACUUCGAUGCUGCUGCACCUGCGUCCUCCUCAAGACCGGACGUCUGUGACGAUUGUGUCUGCGGGGUUGGCAGAAAAACGAGGAUCGUCGGCGGCAACGUGACGAGCGUCUACGAGUAUCCCUGGUUAGUCAGUAUGACGAAGAAAGGAAUGUUUUACUGCGCCGGUAGCAUAAUAUCACGCAAGCACGUCCUCACAGCGGCACAUUGCUUAGAAGGAUUCGACAUCAAAACCAUCAAGCUGGUCUUAGCGGACAACGAGCGUCCCUCUGUAGGCAGCAACGCCAUAGUACGACGCAUUAAAUCCGCGAAAAUCCACGAGAACUUCCACGCUUACACUUUCAACAAUGACAUCGCGAUCAUAGAGAUGGAUUAUCCCGUGCCGGUGGACGGUGUCGUACGAACGGCAUGUCUGCCCGAAGACAAAGCCAUUGAUUACACAGGAGCGAUAGCCACGGUGGUAGGAUGGGGCAGAACGGGUGAGACGAAACCGGUUAGUGACGAAUUGCGAAAAGUCAAUCUACCGAUCUUGUCGCAAGAGGAAUGCGAUCAGGCCGGAUAUGCAAAAAAUCGCAUCACGGAAAAUAUGUUUUGCGCCGGCUACUUGGAAGGGGAGCGCGGGGAUGCUUGUUUCGGUGACAGCGGCGGUCCACUUCACGUUAAGGGAAGUAACGCACACCUGGAAUUAAUAGGGAUCAUUUCUUGGGGACGCGGAUGUGCCAGGCCAAAUUUUCCAGGUAUAUAUACUAAAUUAACAAAUUACAUGGAUUGGCUUAAGAAUCACUUAGACGGCGAAUGCGUUUGUCCUCCACCACAUCGUCAAUGAAAUCAAGGUUCCUCGAGGAUUAUUUUAUGUACGAAUAUAAAUCAUAUAAUAUAAUUAGGAUGACUAUGAGUGUUAAAUUAGCAGUGCGUCGAUCUUUUCAAAGGAAUACUUUUAAAAUCUUUCAAAGUUCACGUUAAAUGAAAG
Messenger RNA from Harpegnathos saltator (Jerdon's jumping ant), 1255 nucleotides. RefSeq names its product trypsin 3A1-like. The record is from RefSeq and is a predicted model, not a curated record. Lineage: Eukaryota; Metazoa; Arthropoda; Insecta; Hymenoptera; Formicidae. Gene Ontology annotation, biological process: proteolysis. The transcript has 7 exons. Bases 92 to 1111 code for a protein of 339 amino acids. Gene Ontology annotation, molecular function: serine-type endopeptidase activity.